Messenger RNA from Lasiodiplodia theobromae, 1524 nucleotides. Its product is annotated as Cytochrome P450. The coding region runs from base 1 to 1524 and encodes 507 amino acids. The record is from RefSeq and is a predicted model, not a curated record. Gene Ontology annotation, molecular function: oxidoreductase activity, acting on paired donors, with incorporation or reduction of molecular oxygen, reduced flavin or flavoprotein as one donor, and incorporation of one atom of oxygen; heme binding; iron ion binding. Lineage: Eukaryota; Fungi; Ascomycota; Dothideomycetes; Botryosphaeriales; Botryosphaeriaceae. The transcript is spliced from 4 exons.
AUGCUCGAGGAGCUGCUCGACCACACGUCGCCCGUCGCCCUUGCCGUCCUCGCCGUCCUGCUCUAUCUGGUGCGCGCGCUCGCCAGCCGCGUCAAUGCCGCCUCCAGACUCCGCGCCCUAGGUGGCUGUGCCCCCGUCCGCACCACCUACCUUCCCUUGGGUCUGGAUCUCGUAUACACGGCCGUGAAAGCGACCCUCGGGAACGCUAGCUACGACUUCUGGCUCGAUCUCUUCCGCACCGCCGGCAACCCGACCAACCCCUACACCGUCGAAGCCGCCGUGGGCGGCGUGCGUACCAUCUUCACCGCCGACCCGGACAACAUCAAGGCCAUCCUGGCCACGCAGUUCGCCGACUACGGCAAGGGCGAGCGCUUCAACCAAGAGUGGCACGAUUUCCUGGGCGACAGCAUCUUCACCACUGACGGCCCAAAGUGGCACAAUGCGCGCCAGCUGAUCCGGCCUCAAUUCGUCAGGGAUCGUCUCAGCGACAUCCAUGUCUUUGAGAGACACAUCAACAUUCUGCUGGACCAUCUCGGCGGCAAUGGCGAGACUGUCGAUGUCAUGGACCUGUUCUUCAGGCAUGCGCCCCGAUUUCCUGUCAGACCGCUCAUUCUGACGGCAAAAUUCGCCCAGGCGUUUGCCGACGUCCAACACGUGCAGGGAUUGAUUGCUAAGAGCGGGCCCGUGAAUUGGCUGCUGCCGCGUAAGCAGUUCCGUAAGGACAUCCAGACCAUGAACGAGUUCAUCGAGCCCUUCAUCGAUCGAGCUUUGAGCCUCUCCCCGGAAGAGCUGGAAAAGAGGACCAAGAACGACGAGGGCUACACCUUUUUGCACGCGCUCGCCUCUUACACGAGGGAUCGCGCCACUCUCCGUGAUCAACUCGCAGCCGUCCUCUUGGCCGGCAGAGACACCACCGCCUGCACCCUGUCCUGGCUCUUCUACGAGCUUUCCAACCACCCAAAGGUCGUGCAGAAACUGAGGGAAGAGAUUCUCAGAGUGGUGGGCGACGAGGCCAUGCCUACCUACGAGCAUCUGAAGUCCAUGAAGUACCUCCAGCACACCAUCAACGAGACCCUCCGCCUCUACCCCGUCGUCCCCUUCAACAUCCGCUUCGCCCUCCGCGACACGACCCUGCCCCGCGGCGGCGGUCCCGACGGCAACUCGCCCAUUGGCGUCCUCCGCGACACGCCCGUCGCCUACUCCACCCUCACCAUGCAGCGCCGGCCCGACGUCUACCCCCCCGUGUCCGAGUCCUUUCCGCCUGUUCUCUCAUUCGCGCCGGAGCGGUGGGACUCGUGGACCCCCCGUGCGUGGACGUAUAUUCCGUUUAAUGGCGGGCCAAGAAUCUGCAUCGGCCAGCAGUUCGCCCUGACGGAGAUGGCGUAUACGAUUGUUAGAUUGUUGCAGCGCUUUGAGAGGGUGGAGAACCGGACGGAUGGACACCCGGGGCUUAAGACGGAUAUUGUGUUGCAGCCGGCGAGGGAGACGUGCGUGGCGUUUUGGAAGGCGGCGCCGCGAGCGUAA